This is a messenger RNA of Sodiomyces alkalinus F11, 2279 nucleotides long. Its product is annotated as HET-domain-containing protein. Lineage: Eukaryota; Fungi; Ascomycota; Sordariomycetes; Glomerellales; Plectosphaerellaceae. The coding region runs from base 130 to 2208 and encodes 692 amino acids. The transcript is spliced from 2 exons. The record is from RefSeq and is a predicted model, not a curated record.
UGUUCCACAUACGAUCUGAAUGCCUCCAGCGAAGUCAUGGAAGCCCAACUCUGCCAAGUGUGCCGGGGCAUAUUCAUAGGCGAGAAGGUGCUUCGGGAACCUCGGCCUCAUCACCAGUCCAAGAAUGAUAUGCUUGCGGCGGCGGCUGAAGGGUGUCGGCUGUGCAAAGUCAUCACCCAGAGCCUGGGAUUUGGGCACCUUGAGUCCAGUGAAUCACUGGAAGCAGUGUGGUAUCUCUCGCCCCUACAAGACGCGGAGAGUCACCAUGAUUCGAGUUCGACUUGCCCUUGGUUUCGGUUGACUAUAGAUGCGAUGGACGAAGACGACGAGAUAAUCGACACCGAGAACGAUUUAACUGAUUUGCCUGAACGGUGUCAGGAUGUCGAUGAGAAAGGACAUGUCCGGCUGCCCAAAUCGGGGGCAGAUAUAAGAGACCCGGAUAUACCGAGCUCGCCUCCGGCAUGGGCUUUCACCCUUAUUCCAGCGACGGAUCCUGCGGUUGCAGACAUACAAUAUGAGCCUCCUUCAAGCCCUCAGGACCCUCGGAUGUGGUCUCUAGCCAAACAAUGGCUCGAGAAAUGUCGGAGCGGUCAUGCAAAAUGCUCAGAAUCACGGAAUCCCACUUUUUACCCAACAAGACUCGUUGAGAUCAUCGACCACAGCACCCUUCGGGUUCUCGACUGUAACAACAGAAGACCAUCGGGGCCUUAUGUAGCGUUCUCCCACUGCUGGGGCCGCGCCGAAACCCUCAAGCUCCUCGAAGAAAACAAGGCCCGGCUGGAAACCAGCAUCGACAUCGACGAGUUGCCUCGGAGCUACAAAGAGGGCAUUGAAGUUGCUAUGAGGUUCGGCUUUAGGUACAUCUGGAUUGACUCGCUUUGCAUCAUCCAGGACUCUCUGGACGACUGGCGAGCCGAAGCGGCCACCAUGAAGGACGUGUACAACAGUGCCUCGCUCACAAUAGCCGCAAGUGCCGCUUCGGAGAAUUCUGAAGCCAGUUUCCGGCGGAGGGAUCCCGCUGGUAUACAGCAUAUCCGAGUCAACCCGACCUGGAACGGCAUUCCGAAAGUGCAAUAUGUUCUAGCGAGCAUGGAUCUCUACCAAGAUGAAAUCGCACAUUCUCCACUACGCCGCCGCUCCUGGGUUAUUCAAGAGUAUUACUUAUCUUCACGCACGCUAAGUCUAACCCGCUCCCAGAUCUGGUGGGAAUGCCGCGAGACAAUGUACAGCGAAUCGUGGCCGAACGGGGUUCCAGAGAGGUUGCGUCACACAGUACGUGACGACCAAACGCGCGAGGAACUGCACAGAGAAGGGCUACAGGGGGUAGGAGGCUCGGGUUACGGGGCUUCCUAUUAUCAUCGUCUCUGGUACAAUCUCGUGGAGAAGUACAUGAGCUGCCGACUUACCGUUUUCUCGGACAAGAUGAUCGCGAUGGCGGGUCUUGCCAGCUAUUUCCAGCCCAACUUGGGGGACGACGAGUACGUUGCAGGCCAUUGGCGAUCUCAGCUGCCCCAGUCUCUCUGUUGGGAUACCUUUCCGUACUUGAGUCGCCCUAAGGUGUACCGGCCAUCCCAGUACAGAGCACCAUCGUGGUCCUGGGCGUCCGUCGAAGGCGACGUGACGUUUCAACACAACACCCACGAUGCAGAUGGAAGCAACACCGUCCACGUUUGUGAAGUCCUCGAGUUUAAAUCCGUCAAGGCAGGUCCGAGUCCUACUGGAGAUUUGAGGGGGGGUUAUUUACAACUCAGGGGCCGCUUGUUUCCGGUCAAAAUCAGAGAACAAUUUCUGACUGUUCCGGAUGAGGGUGGCGAUUACGGCUACAUCAAAGGGUCCGCCGAAGAUGAGAACAGAGUCACUGACGGAGAUGAUGACACGACGGGGGCCAGCCUGGACGAGUUCACAAGUGACAACUGGCCUGUGGUGUCGAGCCUUGACACCUCUGCCGUGGACGUGCUAGACAACGCCGUUCUAGACACGACGAGACGUGUUGCAAGGCUAGCGCACGAAUGGGAUGGUAGGCUUUUCUGUCUUCCCCUGAUUGAGUGGGUUUAUCUUGAAAAGCCACGACUGCGAGGCAUCAUUCUAGGCCAUACCCGAGGGGAACCUCCAAGCCGCUAUCAGAGAGUAGGAUUCUUCUAUUGCGAGGGGUCUAUUACCACUUCUCACUUUGAAGGAGGCGAGGUUGAGGAGUUUUUUGUUAUUUAAUAUAGGCGAAGUUGCAACUUAUCGAGCCGUAGUUAAUCAGACUAGACAAGAGUAAGUCUAGUAGCAUUUCC